GUGGAACACUGGGAUGCCCUUGAUAACAAAACAGCUGCACCAUAAAACCCAAAACACAGUGCAGUGUGCACACAGCUGCUAGCUAAAGAGGCGCAGGCAAGAAAGAAGAGACACGGCCUUUUUGUGAAAUAUUCUUAGCAUUUAGUUUUUAGACCGUCAACGCAACACAGUUAUUUGUUCUUCGGUCAUUUUAGAUAAGUUGUGACUGAAGUGGAGCGGGGUUUGGGUUGGAUUUUUAAUGAGGACUGACCUUAAGUUUCACUAAGGAGAACAGGGCAGUUUGAUGCACAUGUCAUCAAAACCAGCAGCACCAUGAGUGCAGAGAUGGAUGCACUGACCGUGGUGAACCAGCUACGAGAUCUUGCUGCAGACCCAUUGAAUCGCCGGGCCAUAGUAGAGGACCAAGGCUGUCUACCAGGUCUGAUCCUGUUUUUUGACCACCCAAAUCCACAGGUCGUCUACUCUGCGUUAUUGGCUGUGCGUUACCUGGCAGAAUGUCGAGCCAACAGGGAGAAGAUGAAGAGCGAGCUGGGCAUGAUGCUGAGUUUGCAGAAUGUCAUGCAAAAGAGUACAUCACCUGGGGAGACCAAACUGCUGGCCUCUGAGAUCUACGAGAUCCUGCAGUCGGCCGGUAAAGAGGAAGCCGAACAGGCCGAGGCAGCUGCUGCCUCCUGCCGACGUAAAGCCCAUUUCUUCCUCGGCUCGAACAACAAGAGGGCCAAAACUGUAGUGCUGCACAUCGACGGACUGGACGACUCCGCUCGAAGAGGUCUGUGUGAGGAGGCUUUGUUAAAGAUUCGAGGAGUCAUCAGUUUCACAUUUCAGAUGGCUGUAAAGCGAUGUGUUGUCAGAAUCCGUUCUGACCUUAAAGCUGAAGCACUGGGAACAGCAAUUAACUCCACCAAAGUGAUGAAGGCGCAGCAGGUGAUGAAGACAGACGACGGAGGAGAGAUGAUCGUGCCAUUCCAGGAAGACACGGCAGUGCUGGUAGAGGAGAACACGGACAUCCCAGACUACCUUCCUGAAGACGAGAGUCCGUCCCAGGAGCAGGAUAAGGCCGUCACACGCAUAGGAUCUAUCACGGAUGGCAUGGGCUGGCUCGGCACAGCCGCCAACUUCCUGUCACGCUCGUUCUACUGGUGACAGUUUAUGCAUUUUCUGUCUUCUCCCUAUAAUAUCAAGGUACUAUCCAGCUGCAGGCAUAGCAUCUCUUACUCUCGACCCACGCUGAGCUCUGCCUCACUAGCCUAGAUCUCCUCUGUAGAGCGCACAGAGCUCGGCCAGAGGUGCUGGACUGCCGAGUGGAAGCUGCACUAACUUUAUGUUUAUGCUCACACUACUGGCUGAACGACUAUAAACUAGCAUAAUAUGCAUCUUAUUCAAAGAACUAUAAAUCAGAACCAAACAGCUUUGACUGAAGCAGAGAAGUGUUCCCAGACUGAUUUUUUUUUUUUUUUUUUUUU
Molecule: messenger RNA, 1463 nt
Organism: Oryzias melastigma (Indian medaka)
Lineage: Eukaryota; Metazoa; Chordata; Actinopteri; Beloniformes; Adrianichthyidae
Gene: armc1
Product: armadillo repeat containing 1
Exons: 7
Coding region: 313-1143 (276 amino acids)
Molecular function (GO): metal ion binding
Source: RefSeq, a predicted model, not a curated record